Messenger RNA from Gallus gallus (chicken), 6289 nucleotides. It is a transcript of the gene CHST10, whose product is annotated as carbohydrate sulfotransferase 10. NCBI's taxonomy places the organism in Eukaryota, Metazoa, Chordata, Aves, Galliformes, Phasianidae. Gene Ontology annotation, cellular component: membrane. Gene Ontology annotation, molecular function: sulfotransferase activity. The record is from RefSeq and is a predicted model, not a curated record. Gene Ontology annotation, biological process: proteoglycan biosynthetic process; carbohydrate biosynthetic process. The transcript has 7 exons. Bases 3134 to 4222 code for a protein of 362 amino acids.
GCCGAGGCCCGGCCCCGGGUGUGGGGGCAGCAGGCCGGGCUGUCAGCGGCGGGGCAGAGCUGCUGGGUGCCGUGCACGGAGAGAGAAGCUUUGCUUAUGGCUCUGGCAGGGAAGAUUUUCUCCUCCUUAACUAGGAAAGUUUGCUUCUGGUUAGCCAUGCUCCAUCUCUUGCCUGCACCCAGAGUCCGGCUUUUGGGCUGUGGAUGGGCUCUGCUUUGACACAGCCCAUAUCUGUCACACCGCAGUAGUAUCCCGUGUUCCGGGUUCAGGCUCCCCGUGCUCUUAUCCCUCCGCUGAGGCAAUGAGCACCUCAGCAUCUAGCCGGGUGGGGAAGCCCCGAUGCUGGGAUAAUAGCUGCUGCCAUGCUGCAAAGAGCGUUCAGGGCCUUGUGUGGCCCCAGUGUCUGUGUGGGAGGCUGGCUCCCAAUGCUGAGCUGAGCCCCUUGUCACGCUCCCCAGCGUGACUGCUGUCUGCUAAGCCCCUUCACACCAAGCCCGCAUGUGGCCCAGGAGGGUGUUGUGGCUGUUGCUGGGAUGCUGCGUUAGCCCUCUGCCUUCCUGCUGACAGGUGCUCGGCGAGGGCUGAGCUGUCCAGCGCCGUCUGUGUGAGCAGGAGACAAGCCUGUUAAUGCCGUCACGGUGCUGAAAAGCCUUCAGAGAGAAUCAGCUGUCAGAAAUACCUGUUGUAACGUGCUUUAUGACAUUUAGCAGCACCACUCAAUUUUAACAAAUGAGCCUAUGAAAGAUUUGGCUUUUUUUUUUUCCUUCCUUCCUUUCUUUUUUUUUUUUUAAGUAUAAGAAAUUGUCCACAUCUGUUAACUUUAUCUGAAGAGAAGGGAGGCCUCGUUGAAGAUGAAUUGGAUAUCUCAUCUCACUGCUGUUUGUUCUUUGUUGUGCACUUCAAGUUAUGUCAUUAGUCUUGUGCUGAUAGGCAAGCAGGUUGAUGGUUGGAGGCUCCUAGUGUGCUGCUGUCAUUCACUGUGUGCUGUCCCACCACGGAGCCCCUGCCCAGCAACCAUAAGCUGCCAAGCAGGAGGUCUAUGCUUUGAGUUUUAAUGCUGCUUAAAUCUUCAGGUCUCCUGCCAUCAUGUUCUGCAUAGCCCUAUUCAUUCCCAGGGCAUGUCUUUGGUUUCUGGGGAUGGCUGCCAGCUCUCAGCAUUGGUGGAUCAUGUCUGCCAGCUCUAUGGCUACCAGGGCCCAGCUUGCUUCGAUGAUUGUCAUACUCAUACCUGAAAAACUCUUUAGAAGUAGGUGGAAGACCACCUUCUGGAGAGCAGGACAGAAUGGUUUAAGUAGCAUAACAAGGGAAUAAGACAAAACUUCCUGUUCAGGAUAAAUUUUUUAAUAGAUGUGAUACUGAGGGACAUGACUUAGUGGACAUGGUGGUGAUGGGUUGAUGGUUGGACUAGAUGAUGUCUUUUCUGGCCUUCAUGAUGCCCUGAGCUGUCAUUCUGCACUCUGUUCUGUCAUUCACAUGAGGAACAGGAAUUUUCCCCAAAGUCCUAGUGUUUUUUCCAGAUAGGAUCUUACUCACAGACAGAUUAAGCCUCCCACUUAUUGAGUCCUGUUCUUUGGUUCAUGGUUGUGUAUGUGUUCCCUAUUGUGCUUCUGUACAUGCUUUGGGAAAACAGGCACCUGACUGCUCUGAGGGCAGGUUUUGCCAAUGUGGAUUGAGGGCAGGUAGCCAAAGAUGGAAGAACAGAGGAGUACAUGGAGAGAAGAGCAGAGGAUCUGGCUGCAGGCCCUGUGGGUGCUGACUGCUGUCGUUUUCCAAGUCGGAUUGCACUGGAGCUGCUCUCCCAUUGACAUUCAACACAACUUCAUGGAACUACAGUACAUAAAUUGCUGAAAGCAAUAGAGAUCCUUACAGACUGACGUGUAUCUGUCAUCAUUAUGAAAAUGGUUGGCCUAGCAGGGAUACUCUGACUGUCAGAGGUCUGGUUCUGCUGGCUUUAUGUAGAGCAGGUGUAAUGGGUUAGAUGGGAGGAUCUGUCCCAGACCAUUUGUCAUGUCUUUGAAGAGCCAGCAUAUCUAAAAGCAAAUGUGGUGAGUUCUGGUGUCUUGAAAAGAAGAUAGCUGAUGUUGUAAGCAUACUUCAAAAUGAGGACCUUUGGGAGCUGAUGGUUUGGGGAAAUUUGGCAGUAGUGUAACGGUAUGGUGAGAUUCUCCCAUCUGUUUUCAGCUGCUUGCCUUGCCUGCACAGGUGUUUGGUGUACCCUGGAGAUGUUUCAUUUCUGUCAGCUCCAGCAAGAACUCUUCUUGGAAGCAUUUGCAUUGCUGGAAGGCAACAGCUAGUUGGAAAAGCAGUCAGCACCUGUAGCAGGAGUGAGGGUGUGGCAGAUGGAUGUGUUGGAAGAAUGUCAAAAGCUUCUGUUAUUUAAGUUUUGUGGGUAUGAAAAGGCAAAAUACUGGUAUACAGCCAAAAAAAUAAUACAAAUUUUGCUCAGAAGCGUUAACUAGCAUGAUUUUAUCAUCUUAGCUGGGAAUGAGGGCCCCUAUUCUCUGACAGUUCAUUCAAGUGGCGCUGCAGAAAUGUGAUCACACACCGUGCAGGUGUUUUGCUUUUGUUAUUUUUGCAUAUGUGCAAAUCUCCCAAGACUGUGGUGAGAAUCUCACUGUAUAAAGUAUUUGAUUUAAAUCCUAUUUGGUGAAGCGUUCUGAACUUGCAUUAUCGAUGUUCUCAAAAGGAAGAGUUCACUUACUGUUGCGAGGAAACCCCUCCUGCUGGGUGUGUGAGUAAUAGGUAGCAUCAUGGAAAUCAAAACUUUCCAGUUGAUACUUUACUGGCAACAAAAGUGACAAAACAAAAAGAAACAUUACUGCCUUUAAAUAGAGCUUUGGGUUAAGCUUAGCGUUCUGGCUCAGUAGCAUCUGGCCUGCAGUUCUUGUAGGCUGGGCUGGAGAGGAGUGUGUUAUGUGUCCUGAGUUGACACAGGAUAGCUAUGAAUACUGUUAACGCUGAUUUGCUGACUGGCCACCCUGGGGAGGGCAGCUUUCCUCACUUUACCUUCUUGUGCAGUGAUCAACCACCUCAUAAAUUUAAAUGGGGGAAAGGAACGACACUCAAAAACCCGGGAGGUUUGCUGGUUUGGCCCUGGGCAGCCUGAUCUGGAAGCAACAACCUUAUAUGGCUCAUGUCUGACAACAUGCACCACCAGUGGCUGCUUCUAGCUGCAUGCUUUUGGGUGAUAUUCAUGUUCAUGGUUGCCAGCAAGUUUAUCACACUGACUUUUAAAGAUCCAGAUGGCUACGGUGCCAAACAAGAGCCAUUGAUACUGACAGCUGUGACAAAAGUGGAGGAGGCACAUGUGCCAGAGGAAAAACAUUGGACUAAAGAAUUCCAGCCAACUGGAAAAGCUUUUACUGGAAAUCUGCUACACCAUCCCCUCGUUCAUAUGGAAAGACUUGAGCUUCUCCGGAAUGUCUGCAGAGACACUGCAUUGAGAAAUCUCUCUCACACUGCAGUUUCCAAAUUCGUCUUGGACCGAAUAUUUGUGUGUGACAAGCACAAGAUCCUGUUUUGUCAGACUCCGAAAGUGGGCAACACUCAGUGGAAAAAAGUCUUGAUCGUUUUAAAUGGAGCAUAUUCUUCCAUAGAUGAGAUCCCCGAAAGCAUUGUACAUGAUCAUGAGAAGAAUGGCCUUCCACGCCUGUCCUCCUUCAGUGACUCUGAAAUUAAAAAGCGACUGAAUUUAUACUUCAAGUUUUUUAUUGUUAGAGAUCCAUUUGAAAGACUUAUUUCUGCAUUUAAAGACAAGUUUGUGCACAAUCCUCGCUUCGAGCCUUGGUACCGACACGAAAUUGCUCCCAGCAUCAUUCGUAAAUACAGAAGGAAUCGCAUGGAGACCAAAGGGCUGCAGUUUGAGGACUUUGUGCGCUACCUGGGCGACCCCAACCACCGAUGGCUGGAUGUCCAGUUUGGUGAUCACAUCAUUCACUGGGUAACCUAUGUGGAACUCUGCGCCCCCUGCGAAAUCACGUACAGUGUGAUUGGACACCACGAAACCCUGGAGGACGAUGCUCCCUACAUUUUGAAAGCAGCCGGCAUAGACCGUCUGGUAUCAUACCCCACGAUUCCACCAGGCAUAACAGUGUACAACAAAACAAAAGUAGAGAGGUAUUUUUCAGGAAUCAGCAAGAGAGACAUAAGACGCCUCUAUGCUCGGUUUGAAGGUGAUUUUAAACUCUUUGGGUAUCGGGUGCCAGAUUUCUUGCUUAACUGACACUCGGGAUAAGCUCUGGAGAAGUAUCUUAACUGAAACCUGUGUGAAUACCAGCUGCAGCUCUGACAGAGAUGAGGAUGACCUUUUGUUUUCUAGCUUUUUGAUGUUGCUCCAUUCUUCCACGAAAUACGUGUCGUAUGAAGAGUUAGGGGCUUAUAGUUGUCGCUUACUGACCGUAUGUUCAAUACGUGACAUUGCAAUCCGUUAGGAAUGAAGUCAGUUACCUAAAACACGGGAUUCCACUUCUCCCACUUCCCUCCAGGAAAAAAAAGAAAAAAGAAAAAGGAAGAACAAAUGGGCAGUAGUCUUCCUCCUCCUUCUCCCAGGCAGAAUGCAAUUUCAAAAUGUUGUGAAGUAUUUAUAAAGAUGGCAGUUUCACUGCAGGUUAACGCUGACGUGUGCGUGAGCUCGAUGAUUCAUGCUCAUGAGAAGGGCACGCAGUCUCCCAUGAGCUUUGAAAAUUAGAGGCCAGCACAGGACUAAAAGAUUGAUUGAAUGCUUUACGAGUAAAAUCAUCUAGUUUCUGUCAUGUGGCUGCUAUAAUAAUAGUAAUGCUGAUCUAAUCCCAUUUUUGUUUGUCACAAAAUGAACCUAAUUAGACAGAAGCUUUAGAAUUGUUCAAAAAGGGGCUGGUUCUAAAGCCCAGUUAUCUUUGUACUCUUGUCAAGUGUUUACUGUACUUACUACUGGUCUAUUGAGCCUCAUCAUUCUACCUUUGAUUUUCAAGGUAUUUUUUAACUCCUGGCUAUGUAAAGUUAUCUGAGAACGCCAGAAUCAAAUGGAGCAUACAAGAAACAUGAAACUGUUAGGGGAAGUUUAAGGAAAAUUAAUUUAAAAUAAAGAAUUAGUUCUAUCUGUGGGAGUACAUACAGAAAUCAAAGAUGCCACACAUUUUGUUUUGUCUUCUAACAGUCAAGAUUAAUAAAGAAGCCACAGAAGCAGGUUGACCUAUGGAAGAGCUGCUAGAGUUACUUGGAUUAAUGGUCUUCCUUUGUCUUAUAUCCUGUCUUGCUCAGCGUUCAGUACCUUGCGGAACAGAACGUUCCUUUCCCUCUGAAAAUCCAUCCCCCUACUGCUGAAGUAGGCAGUAUUUGGAUCUUACUGUUUUCAGUGAUUCGCUGCUAUGGUGCCCUGAGUUUAAAAAGCCCAACAUUUAUGUAACCAACAGGUGAGGUGGCAGCUUGCCGGGAGUUUGGAGUUUGGAUUUCACUUACAUUUCUGUACAUGCUUUGUGUGUCAAAAAAAAAAAACAACCCAGAAAACCAGAACUGAAUGAAUGCAGCCAUAAUAAUUGCCUGUGCUUGCAUUCUGCCCGACAAGGAGAUGUCUCAUGUUUGAGCUCACCAGCAAUAAGCAUCAGCAUGCUGCUGCCUCCUCCUGCAGUCUGUGGGAGAGAGACCACAAACCCAGACUGCAGCCGUCGGUCUGUCCAAAGUGAGCAUGCAACCUGUGCUCUAAAAUCCCGAUCCUAAAGGAUUACUUUUCAGAUCAGCGUAACGUUGCUGGCUGGAAAUGCUGCUGGCUGUCAGUGCUACGGAAUCUGCUUUUUCAAUGCAGCCCCAGCAUGUUUUCCAUAGCUCCUCUAUCAGCGCGAGGAAGCAUCUUGCACUUGUGGAAAAGGAAAGCUGUGCCAAGCUGAUGUGGGCUGCCGUCUGCAGAAAGGAAGCCCUGUUGUAGCUGGAUGUGGUUUCAGAAAGAUCCCAGCAGUCUCAGUGAAAUGAGGGAGGAUCGCUGACUGAGCAUCAUGAGAAGAGAAUAGUCCCAGGUGGCAAAUCUCCAAAGGUGGGAUUGUUAUUAUCAUGAUUUUGAGCAAAAGCAGUGGUUACAGUGCCCUAACUUGUUAGUUCCUAACAAACGAUAAGAAGAUGUUAACAGCUCCAGGUUUCUCUGUUUCUCUUAAUAUGGGGGCUUAGCAAAAUGUCUUGUUAAACACAUUUUGGAGCUAAUGAGCUGAUCGAUUACCUCUCUGCCGAUCUAAAAUGUAACAGUGUGAAUAAUGUAUAGUGAAUUCAGGCCUUAAAAGUUUAAUUCUAAUAAAGAUAAAAGUAGAAUUGUUUUCCACUGAAA